AUGUUGGAGUCCUAUCUUCCACUUUAUCGUCCGGAAUCCAGGUUACCAACCCUGUAUAUCAAUCCAAAUAUCGAUGCCCUCUUCAUCAACGAGUACAUUCACAAACUCGACAAGGUUAUUCCGGAAUUCAGCCCCCGAAUCCUCCGGUCCUUACGCCAUCUCGUCGUCGAAUCAGAACGGGUUCUCCGGCACCCCAGCUACUCCAACGCGUCAAUGAUUAGGUUGACGAAAUUUGCGAACCUCGAAAAGCUGACAAUGUCCACGCCUCCCACGAAGCCCGAUUUCCGAGAUGUCGUCCUUCUCAGUAUAUUUCCAUAUCCACUUUCAGCACACCUGGGAGGAGGUUGUGAGUUGGCUGAAUAUUACAAUGCUAUGAGGUUCCAGCUCAGCGAAGAGGCCGUGUCGAACAUUCGCGCGUGGAGCUCGCCGGACGUAGCCCAAGGGUACAGCUGGGUUUCCGCUGCGAUAGAGAAGGUGUCUCGUGAUAACCCUGAUUGGAAGGUUCCAAGAAUUGAUCUGAAGGCUGUUGAGCGUAUCCGAAAGUUGACGGGGACAGAUGGGGACUGGGCAAGCAUGCUGGACGAAGGUCUCUCUAUCGGCGAGUUUGAACUCGCCUUGAGUUAG
Messenger RNA from Drepanopeziza brunnea f. sp. 'multigermtubi' MB_m1, 624 nucleotides. RefSeq lists its product as uncharacterized. The record is from RefSeq and is a predicted model, not a curated record. NCBI's taxonomy places the organism in Eukaryota, Fungi, Ascomycota, Leotiomycetes, Helotiales, Drepanopezizaceae.